AUGAGCAGCGACGAGGCCGAGACAACGAGCUCGCCGACGGCGCCGCCGCUGGAGGACGACGACCUGCUCUCCGAGAUCCUCCUCCGCCUCCCGCCGCAGCCCUCGUCCCUCCCCCGCGCCUCCGCCGUCUCCAAGCGCUGGCGUAGCCUCGCCUCCGACCCCCGCUUCUGCAGCCGCUUCCGCUCACACCACCGCCGCAACCCUCCCCUCCUCGGCUGCUUCGUCAAAUUCUUUGACGACAUCCACUUCGCUUCUACCCUGGACGCGCCCAAUCGCAUCCCGCCAUCCCGCUUCUCCGUCCCCAUCCACGCCGGUGACAGCUUCCGGCCCCUCGGGUGCCGCCAUGGCCUCGCGCUCAUCCUCUCGCCCAAGAACCAGCUCCUGGUGUGGGACCCCAUCACCGGCGGCCAGCACCGCCUGGGCAUUCCUCCAGCGUUCGACGCGGAUGACAGCUGGAUCAGCGCCGCGGUGCUUCGCCCUGCCGCUGCCGGAGACAUCCAGCACUUCCAGGUGGUCUUGGUAGGAAACAGCGACAUGCACCGCCGAAAGGCCGUCGCCUCCGUUUACUCAUCCGAGACCGGCGUAUGGGGUAAUCUCAUCACAGUACAGCUUCCGCCUGAUGAUCCUAGUGUUAAUCAAUACAACCCCGCUGUGAUGGCUGGGGAUUCCCUUUACUGGUUGAUUAGUGGGGAAAUCUACGGAAUUCUUGAAUUCGAUUUGGAUACGCAGAGCCUAUCUUUGAUACCUGUGCCAGGGGAUGAGAUUCACUGGUGGGAAGGUGUUGGCAAUAUUUCGGUUAUCUUGUUAGAAGAUGGUGGCCUUGGUUUCCUCAUCCUGUCAAAAUUCAGCGCCCAAUUAUGGAAGAGGGAGAUGAAUUGUGAUGGUGUUAAUUCAUGGCUGCUGGAAAGAACUAUUGCACUGGACAAGCUACUUUCCAUUAAUUCAGAACGGGCGGCAUCGCGCCCAUUCAUCAUCGGGUUUGCUGAGAACAAUAAUGUGGUGUUAUUACGGACAUUGACUGGCGUAUUCACGGUCCAGCUGGAAUCAUUGCAGUUCAAGAAAGUUUUCGACUACAACGAUUGGCAUGGCUUUUAUCCAUUUGAAGUUGUCUAUACUGCAGACAACAGCAUUGGUGGUGCGCAUGAUGGAGCUGAACUUCCAAAAAACAUAAAAUGAUUUGUCAAGAUGGACAUGCUAUUGUGAUAUAUUGAUCAAGCAGGUAUAUAGUUAACUUCCGGUGGCUGAGAUGCAGAAAUGGAUUAUUUUCUGUAUGUUCUUCCAUUUCAUUCUGUAUGCUGCAUGGAACCUGUGAAAUUGACCCUUUCUAUAUCAUCCCCUGGUCAAAGAUGAAGUGAUCUCGUAGGAAUUAGCAUGCCCUGGUGGACCUUGAAGUGUGAACUCAUCUGAAGUAGCUAAUUUGUGUAUGUUAUCUGGUUUCAGUAGACAUUAUUCCAACUGGCAUGAAGAGAGACUAAACUUGCUUCUAUUAAUUCCAUAUUGUUGGCCCUCUCA
Messenger RNA from Lolium rigidum, 1512 nucleotides. RefSeq names its product putative F-box/kelch-repeat protein At3g17280. The coding region runs from base 1 to 1176 and encodes 391 amino acids. NCBI's taxonomy places the organism in Eukaryota, Viridiplantae, Streptophyta, Magnoliopsida, Poales, Poaceae. The record is from RefSeq and is a predicted model, not a curated record. The transcript has 3 exons. Gene Ontology annotation, molecular function: protein binding.